AUGGCGGUGGUCCAGCUCACCUCCGAAUCCCACUCUCAGAAAGUCCUAGACAGUCUUUAUCAGCUGAGGCUGCAGGGACACCUGAGUGACAUCACCGUACAGGUGGACUACCAGGGCCAAUCGAAAGCGUUCCAAGCUCACCGGGUGGUCCUCGCCGCUUCUAGCGGCUAUUUCAGUAACAUCUUCCUAUCCCAGGAUGGCAUCCCAGACCAAAUCCCGCUCUCCAACAUGCUACCGUGUGACUUUUUUGACUUUUUGGAGUUUGUGUACACGGGUAAGGUAGAGUUGGUCCAGACCAGAAUAGCUGAUGUGCAUGCAGCGGCCAAGCUUUUGGACUGCAAGGAGCUGGCCAGGGUUUGCAUCGAGAAUGACGUGUUUGGGUCAGAUGUGGUAGUGGAGUCAUCAAUAGAGACCGAGACAGGUACAGAGAGGUCGUCAAAGAGGUCUAAGAGGAAGACCAGCAAGGUCAAACUGAGCUUGGGUGGCCGCAGAGUCCUUCAGAAGUGUUUCCAAACAGAAGGCGAGGCAUUUAAUGCUGAAGAGGAUGACGCAAACGAGUGCUCACCCAUUUCUUCUGACUUUGAUGAGGAAACUCUGAGUCCGCUGCUGUGCUCUGCGAGUGAGGACGAGGAAGGCACGAUCUCAAAGAGGUCCUCCAAAGGGAAGUUCAGUUGCAAUGACUGCCAGAGGAUCUUCCAAUAUGAGAAGAGCUAUUUAAAACACAAAAGCACCCGCCACGGAAUCCAAGCCGACCUACUAUACCGUUGCAAAACCUGUGAGAAGACUUUCUCCAACCGCAGCAACCUGAGGAUUCACGAGAAGCAUGUACACAGCAAUGAACGGCUCUUCACCUGCGAGGUUUGCAACAAGAACUUCAAGCGCAAAAAGGACGUGGUGCGCCACCAUAAACAGGUGCAUGAAACGCAUCUGCACGAGUGUUCCGAAUGCGGCAAGCUGUUGAGCUCCAAGGGGUCACUGGUGUUACACAAGCGGACGCAUAGCGGCAUCAAGGCCUACGUCUGCUCCGAAUGUGGCGCACGUUUCACCCAGAAAUCGGCCCUCAACAUGCACCACAGGAUCCACACAGGCGAGAAGCCCUACGCCUGUGACGAGUGCGACUCCCGCUUCACCCAGAAAAGCAUGCUGGCCUAUCACAAGCGCUCCCACACGGGUGAGAAGCCCUUCAUGUGCGAGGCAUGCGGGAAGAGCUUCGCUUCAAAGGAAUAUUUGAGGUACCACGCCAACAUCCACACCGGAUCUAAGCCAUUCAAGUGCGAUCAGUGUGGGCGCGGCUUCGCCCAGAGGAACUCACUGCGGCAGCAUAUGAACGUGCACACGGGCGCACGCCCCUACGGCUGCAAGUUCUGCGAAAAACAUUUCACGCAGCUCAACGCCCUCCAGCGGCACCAGCGGAUUCACACCGGCGAGAAGCCCUACAUGUGCGGCUUGUGCCAUCGCACUUUCACUGAUCAGUCUACGCUUCGAAGGCAUACCACGACUCACGACGCCAACGCUCCAUGGAAGAACUACCUGGUGGUUCUGCAGGACAACGUGGAAGAAAAGAAAUCCAAAGAAGAAAGGAAGGCAGCGGCUCAAGAGAGAAAAAGGGUCGCCCAGAAAGCACGUAAAAGCAACGCUGCCACUGCCGCCCUCGGGUUGGACGCCAAGCAGGUCACCCUGCCACCAGAGUGGGUCGGGCCGGGGGGCAUUACCCUGGUUGGUCACGGUAACGUGGGCGGGAUCACCCUCAUCCAGACUGAGAAUCUACCCGAAGGUCAGGCGGAGACUGAGGAUGACGGCGGCACAGUCACUUUGGACGGACACUUCGCCGUUCCCGGGGAGGCCAACCCUUCCGAGAUUACCCGUUCGCUACCCACGGAUACCCCCGCCGUGUCCUCCCUGCUGGAGCAGGCUGUCUCGCAAACUAUUCUGGCUCCCGAGGGGGUAACGGAGCAGCCCGACAUUCUGACGGUGGUUGUGUCUGAGAAGAUGUGCAAGGAGGAGCAGCUAAAGCAAAAAAUGAUCGAGAAAAUAGGAGAUAAACAAAACACCAAUCCCUAA
This is a messenger RNA of Nerophis lumbriciformis (worm pipefish), 2061 nucleotides long. The record is from RefSeq and is a predicted model, not a curated record. NCBI's taxonomy places the organism in Eukaryota, Metazoa, Chordata, Actinopteri, Syngnathiformes, Syngnathidae.